AUGGUCAUCCUUAAACUAGCAAGCGAAAUUAUCGAGGAUGGGAAUCUAAACAAACUGAAUUCCCUAUUAUCUAUGCCCCUGACACAAGAGUUAGUUCAAACUCUAAGAAGGAUUUUUUUAUAUCUGUUAGAUAAAAAGUUAUUUUCCAUUUCAUAUGGAUCUGAAUGGAAUUAGUGGAACUUGAGAAAAAACAACAACAGAUAAAAUGAAAGUAAUUAGGUUGACAACUUUUUGAAUAUAAAAUGGAGUGUCUUCUUGAGACUUCUAUUCUAGCAUUCCUUCUAUGAUGAUUUAUUAUUAAGCAUUUAACAAAGCAUAGACUGUCCACCCUAUGUAAGACUUGUGUAAACUUCAGUUGAAAAAGGAAUAGAAACCCCCAUCCAUUCAAAUUAUUUUGAGGUGUUGCAAUACCUCCCUCUAGACUUCGAAAAAUUUAUAAUAUUAUUAAAAAAAUUCCCAUUAAUUGAAUAAAGUGAUGCUGCUCAAUUUACUAUUUUUAUCUAAAAACAAUUAUCGAAGAUUACAAAUGAUUAGGAACGACUUUAAUUUUCAAAAUUGAUUAAUACUCACUUGGUUGAUAAAGUGGACAAUCCAUUAAUUUUAGCUGACUUUUUGUAAAAUAGCAUAGAUAAUGGAAGUUUAGAAUUGAAAAUACAUUCUCUCUAAUCCUUAUUGAUUUUAAUUACUAGAUUUAAUUACAAUUUGGAAAAUUUUUAUGAAAGAGUAACAAUAUCUUCAUAUUCAAUAGUUAAUACAGAUUAUUAUAACUGACGGAGCAUUCGAAUGUUCUUCUAAAUCGAAAUUAUUGAAAUUGAUAGAUGUGACAACAAAAUCUUCAAAGGUCCCAUUAUAAACCCUUGCAAGAAUAAUUCAAUCAGUACUCAGAGCCUGUCUUAAAGAGUCCUGUUCUUUGCAGUUGGCAGCUACUCAACUCAUUUUCAACAUCUUCAAAAAGCACAUACAAUUAAAACAUUUCCUCAAAUAGGGAGAGUCUCAGAUUGUGGAGAUCGCAUCUUAUUAGAAGUAUGUGAUGUAAAUAAUUUAGUCACUGGCAUCCUGAAAUUAAGAGGAUAAUAUCCUAUUUAGAUGAUGACUUAAGUAUUUUCGAUUAUUUUAAUCUAAACGAUGUAAUCGAAUUGUAUGACUAAUAACUGUUAGAAGCAUAAUUUUGA
Messenger RNA from Paramecium octaurelia, 1172 nucleotides. Lineage: Eukaryota; Ciliophora; Oligohymenophorea; Peniculida; Parameciidae. The record is from the annotation of a GenBank genome assembly.